AGUCUGCUCCGCCGGAAUGCAGGACCGAAGCUAAAAAUUCCUCCAAUCAUUCAAUGACUCUUUGUAGAAUUCCUGUGUUUUCUGGUCCAGUGAUUUGGACUGCGAUAGGAAUCAGUCCAGGCCUCUCUGAACAAGCCACUGUCGUGUCCCCUUUAAGCCUUUUGCCCUUUGUUAUCUGAGCUGCUCUGGACCAUCUAGGAAUCUGGAAUCUGGACCCUUGGCAGAUAGGGGGGCGUUCCUGGGGUAGGUCGUUAUCGUCAUGGGUUCUGAGAUAUGAGAAGAGUUUUCAUUCGUCCGUCUAUUCCUGAGUCGAUCCCGACCAAUGGCCUAUCAGGAGUGUUAAAAUUGCUUCUCAUAUUGACGUAUCAUGCCUAUAUGAUCGCCGUGCUUUUCCUGGUGUUUUCUAGGGAUCGCGGAAACGUGGGUUGCCACCCUGUCCCUGAUACUGCCCCUGGCCUCAGCAUUUACCAUACUUCCCCAGCAGUACUCCGUGGCUCCCAAUGCUGCCGGCGAAUCCUUUGCUCUGCAGUGGCUUACCUAUAUAGGAUAAAGGACGUCGUACUAAACACACGCUAUAUCAUAUCCAGUAAUAAUUGCCCGAGGGUCUUGGUUCCCGCUAUGUUUUCGCCUUAAACUUUAACUUUAAUCAAAGUUUGCGCCGGC
Amorphotheca resinae ATCC 22711 is the source of this 663-nucleotide messenger RNA. RefSeq lists its product as hypothetical. The transcript has a single exon. Bases 274 to 633 code for a protein of 119 amino acids. The record is from RefSeq and is a predicted model, not a curated record. Lineage: Eukaryota; Fungi; Ascomycota; Leotiomycetes; Helotiales; Amorphothecaceae.